GCCAGCUGUCAGCAAUUCCAUUCCCCUUCUCCUUCCCUGCAACCAGUUGUCUCUGCCAUGCCCACCAAAUCCUCAUCCUGAUCAAAACUGGGAUUAUGCAUUGCAUUGAAAUGCUGCUGUUAAGUUAACAAAUUUCACGUCACAUGCCGGUGGUAAUAAACCUGAUUCUGACUCUGAUUAUAAUGCGAUUACUGUAUCUGAUAUGAACGUAAAUGACAACUUCCCAUGAAGCGCGGAUUCCCGGCACUUGUUAUUGUUUGAAGACAGCAGUACUGUACGGUGUUGGAGCAAACUGACGACAACUCGGUAACUAAUACUGUAUUUGCAAUCUUACGUGAGAGGAAUGCCGCACCUUUCAAGACGUUUCAAUAAGUGCCUGUUUUACUUGGAAAUAUGCAUGUUUUGACUUUAAAACGAACAUCGAAAUGUGACAGCCACUAGCCGCUCUGUACGAUGUGAAUGGAAAUCGCAAGGUAGGUAGGAGAUGCACAAGGAGUGCUCUGCACUGCAACCCCGCCUCAACAAUUUGCCUUCAAGCAAUUAGGAUUCAGGGCGACUGUCGUCACGAUUCCCGCCGACAGGGGAAGCAGGAAGGGAUUGCACCGCGGCGUCAAACUUUCGGCUCCGUUCGGUGCCAAAAGUCCGGAUGAAAGCGCUUCACACGAUCGCAGCAGUUGGAGCACCCUGAGCAGGAGGGAUCGCUAUCGGAAGUUUAUGUGAAAGAGAGUUUACGGAAUGAACGGGAUUCGUCAUGUUUGAAGCAACAAUACCUGUCGAAAUAUACAACGAGGAUGAAAGCUGGUGAACAAGGCAAUCAGAGCAGUGCGGUUGAGCCCGGCCCGUCUCUUUUCUGGAACUGGAACUACUGGAUCAGCUGCUUUACCCACGACCAGGUCUGCAUAUCCUUCGCGCUCUGGGCUUUAUCGCAGUUCUUUUGGGUGGUCGCCCACAUUACGUUGAUUUAUUGCCGUUGUAAACAGAGUCUUUGGAAGCAAGAAUCCUUAUAUUGUGUUAUCUAUGCCUUCGUGGGCAAUAUGUGCAACAUGUUUGGAGCCCUUCUUGCAAAACAACUGAAUAUUCAGGUUUUUACAGCAGCUUAUAUGGCAGCAGUGGAUAUUGUCUAUUUCGUGCUAAUUCUGUUUCCUGUGUGUGGUUCCAGAUCAAAAUCAGAACUAUUGAGACACAAGAAAAGAAGAGGAAGAAGAAGAACUGCUUUACUCAUAGUUUGCCUGCCUUUUGUUAUCAGCACAAGUUACUUCUUUUGGCCGUCUCCUAUUGCUCAAGUGGAUUUUCAUGGACCAAGGCGGAAGUUACUUUCCACAUUACCUGAGGAUGGCACAGAAACCAUUGGCUAUGUACUGGGAGUGAUUGCAAUUUUCAUUGGCUGGACAUCAAAGCUUCCUAUAAUUUCCAAGGCAGUUAGGGGGAAGAUUGAAGGCAGUCUCCAGCAAUCCGUUGUGAUCUUCACAAUGGUGGCAAGUGUUUUAUAUGCUGUUGCCAUUCUAUCCCAAGAGAAAAUCCCUGCUUUAAUCCUAAAAGCUUUGCCUUGGCUGCUUAUCUAUCUCGGUGGUGCAACUCUAGAUGUCUCUAUACUGUACCUAUUAUGUUUGCUGAAAAAUCAAAUUACUCGUCAACAAUGGGGUUUGGAGAUGGUGGUGGAACCUGAUACAAUCUCUCUCUUGAAAACAUCUGAACAAAAUGUGGAAGAAGACGAGCUUCAAGCUAACACGCAGAGCAUGGACUGGGUGCCACUGAACAUACCUCAGAACAACAGAUAUCUACGUAAGAUGGCAGAAAUAGGUCACUAUAUGGAUCUGAGCAUUGAACCAGUACAAGAGAUUGGACUUGGUGUUAAAAGAUUACCUGGAGAUGGGCAGACAUGUACUGAGAGAAAAAUAAAAAUGGCUUCUCUGAUUGUCCAUGAUCCUCCAAUGUAUCCUCCCAAGCGUGUCAUUCAUGCAAAAGUAUCUUCAUGUAGUUCAUCAGAUGCUACUUCUAUAAACUCUGAACUUGAGCAAAAGUACUUGGAGGCCCUAAAUUCAGAGCAGUGGGACUUUGAAGACAUGCCUCAACAAUGGAAGAUGGCAGAAAAGAAACACGACAAUGGGUUAAGCCAUGAUGCCGAUACCAUAAUGACUGAAGAAAGAACCUCAGCAAUUUUGGCCCAAUAUGAAGAAGAGAUAAACAUGACUGGACAUAGAAGAACAAGAUCUUUAUUAUCAUGAUGCAAAAAUGCAGCAUUUAUUUUUUGAUUAAAAUAAGGAUUUAUUGAUGUUUACAGAGCUUUUGCUUUACUGUUGACUACUGACUGAUAUUAGUAUAGGUAUAUAUGUCCUUAAAGAAACUUUUAUAUUUCUUUUGUAAACAAUUCCUGAAAAGGAAUAAAGGUAUUCUGGAUAUUGGUAAUUGUCUUUUCAUUGAAAAUACUAUCAAGUGGCAUAUACUUACCAAUAACCUACUCACAGAGGUCAUGUUGGUCUAAACACAGAUCAAAAAGCUGAGUUGCAGAAGUGAAAACAGAAUCACUACUCGUGAUAUCUUGGCAGCAAUUGACUGGGUUUGGCAACAAGACAUAUUGUUCAAACUAAAUUCAAUGGGAAAUUCAUUUCAUUGGGUGGAGUCUUGCCUUGUGCAAAGGAAGUUGGUUGUUAGUUUUCAAGUUUAAUCAUUCCAGCAACAAUGGUUUAAAAUUAAAAAAAACUUAUCAAAUCGGUUCAUUUUGUCUACUUGUAUAGUGGCUGGGCUUCCUGUUUUCUCCAUUAUCAGACAAAGCUAAAAGCCACAUUUCCCUUUGAAAAUGACAGUGUCAGCAACUUGGACUGGUUUAUAACAGAGAGGUUAUUUACUUCACAUCCACACUUCUCUGAGCUGAACCAGUGAAGGUAAGUUUCUUUCCCUACCCUUUUAACAGUAGAGUCAAAAUUUGAGGAAAGCAGAGCACAUCUUUUGAAGUUACUUGGAUAAAUCAAAUGGCUGCAAUAAGGGAUGUUAAAUGCAUAGGAAGAGGGAUAAUUAGCUAUACUGAAGGGUUUAGAUUUGAUGCCAAUUAAUUUAUAGUAUUCCUCCUGAAUGUUGCUGUUAUUUCCCCAAGUAGCUGAGGAAGCAGAGCUGUUAGAACACCGGAUACAACAUUUACUGUGAAUUUCAACAAUAUGGUGCAUUGUGUUGCUUAGAUUGUAGCAGUAUAUUUGAAAAAUUAAUAAAUAAUUUUCCAUUAAUAAUACAAAUAAUGCCAGAUCAUUAAAAGUUCUUAAAACAACAGCUGUAUUGUUAGAACUUCUGAGUUUGGAUGCAAGAAUGCACAUUCUUUAAUAGCUUUGAUGUAAAAUAAAGGUUGAUGUAAAUGUAUAUAAACUUGGUGCUGGAAUUUGUAAUAUAUUUAAAGUGACAGACAAAGUAUGGAAUUGAAUUUAUUUUUUCUAAAGGGUGUCCUACUAGCAUUAAGCAUUCUUUUUGUCUUUACUAGAACAGUUUUCUACAAAGGUUAUUGAUAUUGUUUUUUUAAAAAAAAUUCUUCCAGAGACAGGGAAUUCCUAUGUGGAAGAAGAAAAGGUGCAAACAGGAGAGUUUUCCAAAGAAAUUUAUAGCUGCUCACUGGUAUAAUACAGGCAGAAUACAUAGAGGUGUAUAGCACCAAAAUAAUCUCUUUAACGCAUCAUGUCAAUGCCGCCUUUUUCCCCUAUCUGCACCAAUCCCAUUUUCCUCAUUGGGAUUGAAUUCAUUUGCAUAUUGCCUACUUAACUAUCUGUCUAAAUGCCCUUUAAGCAUGUGACUGUGUCUGAUUUCACCACCUCGUCUUUGUAGCAUAUUCGAGGUAUCAAUAACACUCUGUUUACGAAAAAACCUUUCCCCUCAAAUCUGUUAUUAAACUCCUUCCUCUCAUCUUCAACCUAUACCUCUGUAUUUUUGAAACUCCUAACAUGGGAAAAAGAAUUUGACUAUCUGCCCUAUCUACACCUCUCACUGUUAGAGUGAAUUUCUUUUCGGGUAGAUGAUUUGUCACCCGACUUCUAUUUUAACUGUUUGAAAAAGGACUGUGGAUUGAGUCCACCACAAUGGGCUUCCUAAAAGGUGUAAAUACCAGAUGCUUCUGGUGCCUGAUGCUGUAGUUUCGAAGACAGUAUUAUCUAUACAUUAUAAAUAUUAAUUGUCUUCUAUGUUAGCACGUAAAAUGCCAAAUAAAUGUAUUGUGGAUUGAACUAAAGGCUGUGGAUGCCAACCCAGACAUGUUGGCGUCAGAAGGAAAGGAUGAAAUCGGAAGGAGUGAUGUUUGUAUGUAACUUCAAAAGGAAGCAUUGUCUAUGCAUUGUCCAUAACUUUUUAAGUAGCGAUUGCCUUUGUGUUUAGCAUAUAAAUAUCGAGCCCACAUUUAGCUAGCAGACCUUUCUGCGGAAAGCGUCUCUGUACGUAGAUACCUGCUGUACCUUGUUGUGUCGAAUAAAGAAGCUGCUUUGUA
Messenger RNA from Mobula hypostoma (lesser devil ray), 4456 nucleotides. It is a transcript of the gene tmem44, whose product is annotated as transmembrane protein 44. NCBI's taxonomy places the organism in Eukaryota, Metazoa, Chordata, Chondrichthyes, Myliobatiformes, Myliobatidae. Gene Ontology annotation, cellular component: membrane. The record is from RefSeq and is a predicted model, not a curated record. Bases 792 to 2225 code for a protein of 477 amino acids. The transcript is spliced from 13 exons.